Messenger RNA from Olea europaea var. sylvestris, 2950 nucleotides. RefSeq lists its product as uncharacterized. The transcript is spliced from 3 exons. NCBI's taxonomy places the organism in Eukaryota, Viridiplantae, Streptophyta, Magnoliopsida, Lamiales, Oleaceae. The record is from RefSeq and is a predicted model, not a curated record. Bases 1691 to 2725 code for a protein of 344 amino acids.
UUCGUUUAACUUUUGUUAAUUUUUGCAGUAUAUAUUAUAUUGCGUUUUGAAUUUUUUCGUCUCUGUAAUGAUUUUGAGUUUUAUGUCUAUGUGUAUGCUCCGCGUUUGUUGUAGUAUUGUAGAUGUCCUUGUUGAAUGUACCCAUUAGUAGCAUAAAGAAAAGCAGCUGUAGAGUAACUUUGUUUGCCUAAAUGCCUUGCAGUUAUUGGAAAACUUAGGUGGAGAGAUUAGAAUGGAACUUUCAUUAGAAUUACGACAGAGUUUUUAUUUUUGAACUUAAUUUUUUGUUUUAAUCAGUAAUGCAUUAGUUAAUUUGCACUUUUUUUCUUUGUAUCCUUUAGUAGUGUCCGGUUUUUGAAAUGCUGGUGCAAAGCUUCAUUUAUAUGUUGUGGUUGUUUUGUACUUGAUUUACAUCGAACAAAAAUAAAAUACCGAUGAAGGUCGAUUUAUGGACAGAAGCAUAAUAUAUUGGUCUAAAUCAUGAGUGGUGAACAAGAAAAGGGGCUGACUUUAUGACUGUGUGAUAGUUUAGAUUUGUUUUGAAAAACAUGAAUGAAAAUCCUAAUUAUAUUUGAGAAGAUGCUAAAUGAAGGAAUAUGAAGUAUACAAUUUGAAUAUUCAUUUUCGAUUCUGUUUUGGGUGUCAGAUUUUUAGGAAAAUAUUAACUGCUAGAUUCAGAGCACUUUCCCGGCUAAGCUUUUAUUAGAUUAUAAGAUGUGGGUUCUAUGAUAUGUGUGACUAAUAAGUGAGUAAAAGUUGUGGGCACAGUGAGUGAUAAAAAUAAAGGUUGACCAGCUUCUAAGCAAUUAUAAGCUUUGCUAAACACACUCAAUGUUAUGCAUACUAAAAGUAGAAAGCCUCGUAACUUUGAGCCAAGUACUAAUCAUGCUAUGGUCUAUAGUGAACCUCAACUUGCAAUUGGCUGCUAACUGAAAGAGAGUUAUGCUGUAAGAGAAUUUCAUGAAGUAUACAUGCAGAUUAACUUAGCUUCUCCUUGGCCUGUUAACAAUUUGCAAUAACGGUACUCCACAUCAUUUUUUGGUCUUAAACUGAGUCAAUUCGUGUGGUUUCACUUUUCUUGUAAAAUUCAUUAUGGGAUGCAAAAUGCAGAUGUGACCUAUUGCAUUUCUUUCUGUUUUCAUAAUUUAGAAAUAUCCCAGUUAAUGAGAAUUUUUAUAAACAUAUGUAGCCAUCCUGAGAAUCCCAUAGAGAGAUAUCACUGCAUUUUGAUGUUUCGCAAGCCUCAUUAAUGAAAGUUAUAAUUUUGUGCCUUUUGUUUGCUUCAUAGUUUUCACCAUCUAUUUGACCAGUUAAGCAGUUGAUGACUUAAAUUUCUAUUUAUAUUCACUAUAAAGUUCAUCAUCCUGUCUUUCUGCUUAACCCAACUAAGAUAUGAGAGGCUUAAAUAUACUGCUAAAAAACUGUUGACGGACGUCAUGGCGUUCCUUGUGACCGCUCAGAUUAGUAUUCCUCUAUUUGUUGAAAUUUGAGAACAUUGAGAACUAAGUCCUUGGAGGAGAUGGUUUUUCUGGUUUUAACUAUGAUGAUCAUGAAAUAUUUAAUCUGUAACAUUUCUUCUCACUAGUAUUUAGAGCGAGUGUACCUUUUGCCUUUUAUCCUUUUACUUGUGAUGCAGUUUGAAUAUAGGCCUUACCCUGGAUGCACCUGAAGAUUUCUAUCCAUCACUUCAAUGGAUUUUAAAAUGAAGCCAAGAACUAAUGAGGUUUCUCGGAGGUCCAGAGGUUUGCAGGAGGAGGGCCCGAACUGGGUCCUUAUUGCGGGCAGUGCUCUGUUGAGUACAUUAGCAAUUCGCUUGGGAUAUAAGGUGAAGCAGGUCCUUGACACUAAAAAGCCUGAAAAUAGUAAUAAUAAUUUAAAAGGGAAUGGAAAAUCUACUGAUGAAAAUAAGUCAAGCAGCUUCCAUUUUCAGCCAAGUGCUUAUUGUUUUCCAGACCACGUGGAUGGUUGUUAUAACAGUUAUUCAGGAUCAAGAAACGUGGUUGAAAUAAAACAGCAGGCCAAUGGCCAUAUGGUGCCUGAACAUGAAAUGGUUCUUCCUUUAGUGACUCGACCUGCUCCCGAGUUUAGCAAAGAAAAUGGUGUUUUAUGGGCAUCUUCUCCUGAUCAUCUUGAGCUUCCACAGAAGCCAUUCCACCAAUCAAACAGCUCGGACUCGCUAUGUGUCUCCGAAUCUGGAUCUGAUAUUUUCAGCAAGCGAGAAGUUAUACAAAAGCUGAGGCAACAGUUAAGGAGACGAGAUGACACCAUUCUUGAAAUGCAGGAUCAAAUAACCGAACUUCAUAACUCACUUAACUCUCAGCUUUCAUGUUCUUCCCAUCUGCAAUCAUUGCUAGAUGCUGCAAACAGGGAUUUAUUUGAUUCAGAGAGUGAAAUUCAGAGGCUAAGAAAGGCAAUUGCUGAUCAUUGUGUGGAACAUAUAGAUUCUAGAUACAAACCCCCUGCAGUUCCCAUAUGGCCAACUGAAGGGAGGAAUGGCCAUGCAAACGAGUAUCUUGAAGUUGAAAACAGUUCAAUGUAUCCGAAAACUGGUAAAGGAGAGAGGGAAAAGAUUGAAAUGCUGAAGAGGGAAGUGAGCGAGUUGAAGGAAGUAAUAGAAGGAAAAGAAUACCUGCUGAGUAGCUACAAGGACCAAAAGGCCGAGCUCUCGGUGAAGAUCAAAGAGUUGCAGCAGAGAUUAGAUUCUCAACUUCCAAAUAUUUUGUAGUCUGCUUCAGAUAUUUUUGCAUGUCUGUUUUCUAAUCUAAAAUAGAGUCCCCGAUUUUUCGGAAUACAUUGCUCUGUUUUCUUUUUCUUUUUUUCCUAAUUUUUUUCACUUCUGCAUCUUUGUGCAUAUCUGAAAGAGAGAAUGAGUUGUUUAUAAAAGUCAUACACUAAAGCAAGCUACAUUCACACAAUUCUGAGUGUGAAAUCAAGUUUUGUACUUUGGACA